Messenger RNA from Trichechus manatus latirostris (Florida manatee), 872 nucleotides. It is a transcript of the gene EVA1B, whose product is annotated as eva-1 homolog B. Bases 100 to 696 code for a protein of 198 amino acids. NCBI's taxonomy places the organism in Eukaryota, Metazoa, Chordata, Mammalia, Sirenia, Trichechidae. The record is from RefSeq and is a predicted model, not a curated record. The transcript is spliced from 3 exons.
UCGGCCCGUGUCCGGCCCGCGCUGCAGCCGCCUGGGAGUCGAGCCGGGCGGGCGGAGUGGCCGGGACCGGACCGGGCGGGAGCGACUGGACGCGAGUGUAUGCGGUUGCCUGGGACGGAAGCCCGACGCGGCAGGGCCGGGCUGCCAGGGAGCAGGGCGCGGACGGCUGACAAGAGAGCUGCCCCCCACCAGAGCAGCAUGGACGCACCCCGAAGGGACAUGGAGUUGCUCAGCAACAGCCUGGCGGCCUACGCACACAUCCGCGCCAACCCCGAAAGCUUCGGCCUCUACUUCGUGCUGGGCGUCUGCUUCGGCCUGCUGCUGACCCUGUGCCUCCUAGUCAUCAGCAUCUCCUGCGCGCCCCGCCCGCGGCCCCGCGGCCCCCCUCCCCGCCGGGACCUCCGAAGUAGCACCCUGGAGCCCGAGGACGACGACGAAGAUGAGGAGGACACGGUGACGCGGCUGGGACCCGACGACACGUUGCCGGGAGCCGAGCUGUCCCCGGAGCCCGAUGGCCCCCUCAGCGUCAAUGUCUUCACAUCGGCUGAAGAACUGGAGCGCGCGCAGCGGCUGGAGGAACGGGAGCGGAUCUUGCGGGAGAUCUGGCGCACGGGGCAGCCGGAUCUGCUGGGCACAGGAGCACUGGGGCCCGGCCCCACGGCCACGGGUACCCUGGGCCGCAUGCACUAUUACUGACCAGUCGCCCGGGUGCAAGGCGCUCUUCGUACUGGACACUGCAAACGAGCGCAGAGCCGCCCCAGGACCUUGGGACUGCCCCCACCCACAGUUUUAUGGAAGCUCUGCCCCCCAGAGCUCCCCGGUGCUAUUGGGCAUGGAUCCCCCCACUCUGGGAGGCACCCUUCCCCAGAUCU